AUGAACCCUUGUGGUCAUGAGGAGGUGUUGAUAACAGGGCCUGCAGACACACCAUAUGCCAAUGGCUGUUUCGAAUUUGACGUCUAUUUUCCUCAAGAUUACCCAAACUCCCCUCCUCUGGUUAAUCUGGAGACCACCGGCGGCCACAGCGUCCGUUUUAAUCCAAACCUCUACAACGAUGGCAAGGUGUGUUUAAGUAUCCUGAACACCUGGCACGGGCGUCCCGAGGAGAAAUGGAACCCUCAGACCUCUAGCUUUCUACAGGUGCUGGUGUCAAUCCAGUCUCUGAUUCUGGUGGCUGAGCCAUACUUCAAUGAACCAGGUUACGAGCGUUCCCGGGGCACGCCGAGUGGAACGCAGAGCUCCAGAGAGUACGACGGAAACAUUCGACAGGCCACUGUCAAGUGGGCCAUGCUAGAACAGAUCCGCAACCCUUCACCCUGCUUUAAAGAGGUGAUCCAUCGGCACUUCUAUCUGAAGCGAGUGGAGAUCAUGGCCCAGUGCGAGGGCUGGAUCUGUGAUAUUCAGCAGUACAGCAGCGAUAAGAGAGUCGGACGAACCAUGUCUCAUCACGCAGCUGCACUAAAGAGGCACACGGCUCAGCUCAGAGAAGAGUUGUUGAAGCUUCACUGUCCUGAAGGCCUGGAGCCGGACGGGGAGGAGUUUUCCGAUAAAAGCACGUCGCUGAUGGUGAAAGAGCUGCCGGGUCAGGACGCAGAGAAGCAGACGGACAGCCCGGAUGCCCACUGUAGCGACGGCCAGCUAUGAUCCCCUGUCCCCCUGAAGCCCCGCCCACCGCCUUUGACUAUCCAUUGAUAUUGAAAAAAGACUGGAUGGCUUUGGUGAUUAAGCCAUUUUUUUUGUCAAUAUUUGUAUGUAAGAAUCUAAUUAUGUAAUAGCAUAAAAAGAGAGGACAGUCAAAGCAAAGAAAGUACAAGGAAAUGAAUCCGCUUACACCCACCAACACAAGAUGAACCGCUGAACUCUGCCCUGAAGAAAACAAAGAAAAGAAAAGAUCCUUUUAUUUACUUGUAAAAGAGUAUAAUUUUUGUGUGCGCUUUUUUCCUUUAUUUUCCCAAAUUGUUCAAUAACCACUGAUUGAUAUGUUAUUAAACUUGUUUAUGUAAACAAAAUGAAAGAUAAAAUCACAGUAUAUAUAAGGGAACUGCCUUUAGUGGAGAAUGUUUACCAAAUGUUAAUUUCUCUCUUUGUUUCUUUUCUUUUGGAUUGUUAGUGCAAGGACAGUUUGUAAGUGAGAAUAUACUGGUCAGUCUUUAAGUGAACUAUUUAAAAGAAGA
This is a messenger RNA of Sinocyclocheilus grahami, 1298 nucleotides long. RefSeq names its product baculoviral IAP repeat-containing protein 6-like. The transcript has 6 exons. Gene Ontology annotation, molecular function: cysteine-type endopeptidase inhibitor activity. The coding region runs from base 1 to 768 and encodes 255 amino acids. Gene Ontology annotation, biological process: protein transport; protein modification process; negative regulation of apoptotic process. Gene Ontology annotation, cellular component: nucleus. The record is from RefSeq and is a predicted model, not a curated record. NCBI's taxonomy places the organism in Eukaryota, Metazoa, Chordata, Actinopteri, Cypriniformes, Cyprinidae.